Molecule: messenger RNA, 1794 nt
Organism: Penicillium cinerascens
Lineage: Eukaryota; Fungi; Ascomycota; Eurotiomycetes; Eurotiales; Aspergillaceae
Product: arylsulfotransferase family protein
Exons: 2
Coding region: 1-1794 (597 amino acids)
Source: RefSeq, a predicted model, not a curated record
AUGUUCCUGCGGACUCUCUCCGCUCUUCGCCUGACCUGGCUGCGCGGAGAUCGCCAAAAGUUCGGUCUCCGCCACCUGAUUUCUGCCAUUGCCGUCGCUAUAGGAGCUUCGAUUCUUUUCUUCCUCUUCGCGGUACCCCAGCUCGUUCGCUUCCGUUUCCGUGCCAGUUUGAGCAAGUACGAUUUCGGAUUCUAUGGCUUCGGGCCGUCGCAAGGCUUUGUCUCCUUCGACGAGGAGGCCCGAGUGGUCGAAAUUUCCCCUGCCGACGCACAAUGCGACCCUCGAUACACAUUUAUUGCGCCCCGGGGCGAUUCCGUUGCGCAUGCAGGUCCGAUGAUCUUGGAUGCCCGCGGGGAGCUGGUGUGGGCAAAAUACAACUGGGGUACGACGCAGGAUUUUAAAGUUCAACGGUUCAAGGGCGAGAACUAUGUGACGUAUUGGCAAGGCGACGAGGAAGAUGGACAUGGUCGUGGAUCGUGGUACAUGCUGGAUUCGACCUACACGACCAGGUACAUCGUUUCUCCCGUCGGAUUGGAAGGCGACCUGCAUGAUUUCGUCAUUACCCCGAACGACACUGCCCUCGUCACCAUUUAUGAUCCCGUUCCGGCCGACUUGACAGCUGUUGGUGGUCCCGAGCUGGGCUGGCUCUACGACGGUGUUUUCCAAGAGAUUGACAUCGCGACCGGUGAGCUGCUCUUCGAGUGGCGUUCUUCUCAUUUUUACCCGCCAGAGAGCAGCUAUUUUCCCGUCAGAGAUCGAGGCUAUGAACGAACCCUGGGAUUCGAUUAUUUUCACUUAAACAGUGUCGACAAAAACGAUCAGGGUCACUAUCUUGUUUCAGGACGACACACGCACACUGUCACCUGCGUGGACGGGAAUACUGGCCAGGUGCUUUGGACCUUGGGCGGAAAGCACAAUGAAUUCUCUGAUGCGUCGGAUGAGUCUGCCACCGAUUUUACUUGGCAGCACGAUGCUCGCUGGCAAAGCACCAACAGCUUGACCUUGCUCAACAACAAUGCCAACGGAGAAGGUGAUUCUUCUCGAGACUCAAGCGGUCUCUCUAUCGAACUCAACAUUCCCGCACGGCAGGCAAAAGUGAAGUCAAAAUACGUUCAUCCCCAGGGUCUCAUGGCCACAUCGCAAGGCAAUAUCCAAGUCUUGGAUACUGGAAAUGUGUUUGUCGGCUGGGGUCACAGUGCCGCCUUCACCGAAUAUACCCCUGAGGGUGACGUCGUUUGCGAUGUACAUUUUGGCGCAUCGGCCUAUUUUACUUUUGGUCGGAUUGUGUCGUACCGUUCUUUCAAGGGAGAUUGGGUUGGAACCCCCAACACCCUACCCGAUGCAGCCGUCGCCGACAACAGUGUCUUCGUUAGCUGGAACGGUGCCACCGAGGUCGCCACCUGGCGGCUCGAAGCUUGGGAUGGAGUGAGUCUGGACAACGUUACCUUCGUCGCCGUGGACCAAGUAGAGCGCACCGGCUUCGAGACUCAAAUCCCAUUCCCGCCCGAGAUCACUUCCUACUUCCGCGUCUGCGCCAUGAAUAUUGAGGGAGAGGUCCUCGGCAUAACAGAAACACUUUCACGCGGUCCCUCGUCAUCGCGUGGAAGCUAUGUCUCUGUGCGUGCCUGGGGUGUGAUCAUAAUCGCAGUCUUCGCACUAUGCUGUCUUCUAUCCGGGUGCUACUGUGCCGUCUCUCGACUGUUGCGACGCCGCAGAUUCGGCGGCGGGUCUUACCAGCUGGUUGGACACAAGGACGAUGAUAUAGAGACUGAGCGUGGCCAUUUGCCGAUAUAG